Molecule: messenger RNA, 873 nt
Organism: Cylicostephanus goldi
Lineage: Eukaryota; Metazoa; Nematoda; Chromadorea; Rhabditida; Strongylidae
Source: the annotation of a GenBank genome assembly
UACAAUUCUGCACCAUUUCAGUUUUACGCACAAUGUUUACUAGCUUGUGUGCCUAAAACUAGGAGAUUGGACAUGAAGAAGACGAAAUAUAAGAAGUUCACUAUUUUUCUCGAAGAGGUAAACAAAGGAGAAGAUGGUCCAAUCGUGCAGAUCAAAAAGGUUGGGAAAGGAGCUGAUAUGAUAGAAGAGGUCAACAGGGGUCAUCCUGCAUUUCGGUCCUUUACUAUAACCGACGAAAUCAUCAAAGAUGAAGUAGAAGAGAAAGGAAAAUGUGGGCCGAAAAUUCAUGAGUAUUACUCCGUCACAGACGCAGUGCUACCAGUUUUACGAAGUCGGGGGAAUUUCUCCAAAGGCCAGUUAUUGGAAAGUACUGAAGUUCGUGAGAUAGUGACGGACUACGUGAAGAAAGAAGAACUGCAACGCGGCAAGAUAGUUCGACUCGACCCCAUUCUUGCGCAAGUCACAAGGAUAAAUGAGGAGUCCACCGACUGGAAUACCUUGAUACAAAAAGUGCAGAGCAAAAUGACGAAGACGUUUGUACUACGAAUGCCAGAUGGUCGAGAACUCAUACGAAAAAUCAACAUGCCUAAAAUCAUCUUCAAGGUCGAAACAAGAUCGGGUAACAAGAAAGUGACGUUAAUCAACAACAUCUCAGUUUUUGGCAUAGAUGUAAAGCGACUUUGUCACCAAAUUCAGGUCGAGGCUGCCACAAGUGCCACGACAGCAAAUGACGCUGUCAACUGUGAAGGACCGCAAAUCAUAGUGUUGGGAAAUCAGGUUACUUAUCUCGGUGAGCUUCUAAUGAAAGAUUAUGGAAUCGACAAGAAGUUCAUAGAAGGCCUUGAUCUUGGAAUCAAGAAGAAACGGAAAUGA